Molecule: messenger RNA, 528 nt
Organism: Quercus robur (English oak)
Lineage: Eukaryota; Viridiplantae; Streptophyta; Magnoliopsida; Fagales; Fagaceae
Product: transcription factor RF2a-like
Exons: 3
Coding region: 38-379 (113 amino acids)
Source: RefSeq, a predicted model, not a curated record
GAAUGCAACAUCCACAACCUCUACUCAAAGGGAAAUCAUGAGGAAUAUGCGCUAUAUUUCCGAACUGAGGAGAAAGAUACGAAGACUGGAACAGGAAGAUGCUGAAUUGAAACAAAGGCUGAACAUGAUUUUGGCUGACUUUGAUGAGAAUAUAACUGAAAACAACCAGCUUGCCUAUCUUCAACAGGAAGUGGAGCACAAACUUCAAGUGCAAGAAUCACUCAAUUUUGCUAUGGAGGAGGAGAACAAUGAGCUGAGACGAAUUAUUUGCCAACAGCAGCUAUUACCAGGUGGGGAUGUGAACAACAACCCCAUUGAGCCUUCUACAAACCAGGCUGAGGAGAAUGAUCAGGAUGCUGACCUAAAGCCUAAGGAGUGAGAGCAAGUGAAUCUGCAGUGAUGGCCAGUUAUAGAAGAACCAAAAUAUGACUAUGCAUGAAUAAAGGAAUAAGGCCAAAACAUAUAUCCUGGUUCUUCAAACAUAAUAACAAUUUAUGAGCUGUUUGAGCAUAUUUUUCAUAUAUGACU